GUAAGAACUCAAGUCUAUUGGAGCAAGCUUUCACAAGACGACAUCUACGUAAGCCUUUUCUAAGUUAAACGAUUAACCCGCCUCUUAUUACGUUGGUAUCAUCCAUCUUAAGUUUUGUCUCAAGCCGUCUCGAGAUUUUAUGACGCUUUAAUGAGAUAGCCACCCUUAACAUUGCGUACUUGGUAGUUUAGCCUCUGUUCGCCCAGGCUUAGUUGUCAGUUGUCAGUUGUCGACUUACACGGCGACUAUACGUUCCUGACGACUAUAUAACUCGGCGGCCAUACUAUUGCCGCGUGAACCUUUCGAACCAGCGGGUACAUGAAUACAAUAAUACAUGAGCUCUUUUCAACAGCCAUCUCAACAAGUCAAAUAAUUAUUGACGACUAGGCCGUUACUAAAUUUGCGGACCCUUUCCUCAUUCUCUAAAGUACCUAACAUACCUACCCUCUCCUCAUUCUCUAAAAUACAUACCUUCCCUCUCUUCUAAAUUCACGACAACUAUCUACUUGAUCUGUCAUUCUUCCACUGGGUACCUUACCUAAUAUUUUCUCAUCUCUUUUUCCCCCAACCAUACGAGGAAGCAAAAGUUCUCUUCUCAGUUAGGCCAUCUUGAUCGAUUCGAGUGUCCCCGCCUAACGAAUAUACUGACACUGCUUUCCCUCUUCUACAAACACCUUAGAUUCAUCUUCCCCAACUACACAUAACAUUGUUCAACUUCUCUCUUCCACCUUCCACCUUCCACCACGAUGAACAACCCCUCCCCCUCAUCCACCAUGGGUUCUGACGACGAAAUUUCCACUUUUCGUAUUGUGAAAAGUGAUGGAGUAGCAAUCCCUGAAGACCGCUUGCAAUAUAACAAAGCAGUCUCGAGCUCCGAAGAAAACUGGCUACGUAAACUCGGAGAAAUGCUAGGCUCACAAUUCUACCCCAAAUCAAACUAUAAAUUCGUCUUGGAGGCAUUCCCUCAGAACUAUACUCUCAGACAGAAAUUCCGAGAAGCCAAGACUACUUCCGACGCGACCUCUUCGGAUACAGCCGUAAACAAAGGCGCUUCGGACUGCUACCUAUAUGGAUAUCCAGAUCUCGGGACGAAAGGCCGUAGCAAGGCAAACUCCAAGAACUAUAGAUCUCCAGCUGAAUUCUUUGACCACUUACUGUGGUUGGUAACUGAUGGCGAAGAUCGAUCCAAGUGUUAUUGCAAACAUUGCAAGUCAUACAACAGUUCUCAAACGAAGACACCGACUGCAAAGGCUCAAGUUCCGGCUAGACCUGGCCCUGCCGCGAAACUGCCGGGACCACUCGGUGGUAAUUCCCCAGCACAGUCCGCUACAACAUCUACCGCGUCCAGUCCGGCACCAAGUGGCCCCUCAGGAACCUCAGUAGCACCAGGAACCUCGGUAGCAUCAGCCCAAAGAGUCGCCUCUGCCGCAUUGACAACGCAAGCAGCGAUAAGCCCUGCCACAGUGGUGAUGCCACAUGACAAGCCUCCACUAUUUAGGGAGGGAGAAGUGGUGUGGUACAUCUUACACAAGUCCUUUCGCUUGGGGCUUGUCAUCCAAAAUCUACCUAGCGACCCAACCACCUCAACUCCUACCAUGCAUAAAAUCAAGCCUUUAUCGCACUCGCGAAGAGCCCUGGAGGACGUUAUACAGCCUGAGAAUGACAUGAGGCCAUUCCUGGCGUAUAGCGUCCCCGCUCCUCAUCCAAUCCUCGACAAGUUCUCCAACCAUCCCAUGGAAGCAAUCCCGUGGGAUUCACUAGAGGCGCAGGUUAGUAAGAUAGACGAAGGUUUAAGCGUCGAAGCCUCUAAGGUAGGCGCAAGUCGUGUAGACCACUCUUACUCUCUCUUUAACCCCCUCGUCGAUCCUACGCUCCAACCCAACCAACAGAGUUUCGGUGGUGUUUUCCUCGGCUGCGAAAAGAUCUGCACAUUCGAGGCCAUCCGAGUACGACUGGAGCAGGCUGAGCACCCGCAGUGGGACAAUCCCGAGCUCCCCUUCGCCAUGGUAGUUAGGAAAAUCGUGCUGGAGGGAACAGAUAAGGGAGAAGAGCUCUUCUUUCACGGCGACCUCUGGCUCUUGCAGGAGACCGACUCGCCGGCCCACGGAGAUUCACUGAGAUACGUCACCCAGGCUAUGGUCCGCGAGAAAAUGUUUCGAGAUAAAGUGAAGCACGCAUUAGGUAUACACCAUGAGUGGCGUUUGAUACAAAACCCUAUCAAAAAGUCGUCGGCGUACGUCCGAGGACGUUUUCACGUAUCGGAGAAGCUCGGACCGCUACUCGACCAAGAAAACUGGGCUGCGACGGUGCAGCAGGGGCACUUCAUGCCUCCUAAGCACAAGUCUCUGAACAACCGCGGUGACUCCAAGAGCUUCGAUGUCGGCCGAAAAGAGUCGCGUUCGGAUACCUUCGCCGGCAUCUUCCCGCCGGGCACUGUCCUAUCUUUCGGACCCGACGUCGUGGAACAGCCCGGAAACGCUUAUCAUCCUCAUUAAGCAUAUAGUACUACGAUAGAUGAGACUGUCGUAACUGCGCGGCCGUCGUUUAAGGAUAUGAUGGAUUGGCUGGUUGGCUGGUU
Molecule: messenger RNA, 2578 nt
Organism: Daldinia vernicosa
Lineage: Eukaryota; Fungi; Ascomycota; Sordariomycetes; Xylariales; Hypoxylaceae
Exons: 3
Coding region: 747-2495 (582 amino acids)
Biological process (GO): silent mating-type cassette heterochromatin formation
Cellular component (GO): rDNA heterochromatin; SHREC complex
Source: RefSeq, a predicted model, not a curated record